Molecule: messenger RNA, 3782 nt
Organism: Hipposideros armiger (great roundleaf bat)
Lineage: Eukaryota; Metazoa; Chordata; Mammalia; Chiroptera; Hipposideridae
Gene: CUNH11orf16
Product: chromosome unknown C11orf16 homolog
Exons: 7
Coding region: 1853-3250 (465 amino acids)
Source: RefSeq, a predicted model, not a curated record
UAAGCUCCUUAAAAAUAGGGACCAAUCUUAUUUAUCCUUUAUUCUUAGCACCCAGUAAAGAGACUCAAGUCAGGUAGGUGUUGUCAGUAAAUAUUUGGUGUUACGGUUUUCCUAUUCCAAUCCUGUCGUGUUGUGUCUGGGUCACUGUUAACAGUCUCCGCCCUGGCCUCCUGGGCUCUGUUCUCAACUGGCUGCAUCCUAACGCUGAUGUUCUUUCUGAAAGCUUUUCAUGUCACUUCCUUGCUUAAAUCCUAUGAUGACCUCCUUUGGACUACCUACCACAUUGUUUGUACUUAUCUGCUUGGUUUACAAGGCUCCUAGCAAUCUGGCCCUUUCCCAAAUAUCUACACCUUGAUUUUCCCAUGACAUCCCAUUCCCCCACAAAAAGAAAAGUAGUCUUGCAAAUGAACCUUCUCUCUUGGUUCUUGCUUCCUACCUAAAUCGGAAUACUCUUCCUUUUCCUUCUGCCAUGGAAGUCCCACCUGUCUCAUUCAGGAAUCUCCCUCUCACUGCCAGAGACUGCACUGGUUUUUCUUGGACUCUUACUUUGUGCACCAGAUAACUCAGCCCUUAGGUAUGUAGUCCUGGGCAACAUUCUCCUGACUCUAAAGUUAGGCUCCAUGAGAGCAGUCACCAGUUAAGACGUUUUUGGUUACAAGUAAGUGAAAAUCCAAUUCAAAUUGGUAUAAUCAGCAAAGGCUCACAGAACUGAAGCAUCCGGUAGUAGGGCUGCCUUCAGGCUGGGCUCAACACUGCUCCCAAGAACCCAUUUUCUUUAUGUCUCUCUUCUCUGUCUUUCUCUGGGAAUAGCUUCAGUGCCCCCCAAAAGGCUGUCAGAAGCUCCCAGAACUACAUACUUCCUUACUUAUGUAUAGGAGGAGAGAGAAAGUCUACAAUCCAGGAUCCCCAACACAUUCUCAGGAUUUCUUCUGAUUGGAGAGGUUCGGGAACAUGUCCAUGCCUGACCAGUUCCUGUGGCUGGGAGUGGGAUGUGCUGAUUGACAGACACACGUUCUACCAUCUGCCUGCUAAGCACAUGGAUCCUCAAACAGAAAGAGGAACUGGUGGUAGAGGGGAAUGGGGGUGGGAGAGACACCCACAAAUGUCCCUGAAUACUGUUUUGGUAUUCUCCACUAAACACAGGCGCCAGGCACUCAACUGUACAAUGACUGUCGGAUGCCUCAAAACACCAGCCUUUCCCAUGGAUACUCGAAUUAGGGCAGAAAUUAGACCUCUGUUCCUUUGGACCCCAGUGUCCACUCCCACCACCCCAAGUGGUCACUGCACCUCUGUUUCUCAAUAGAGUUCUGUUUGUUACAGACAAGCCUAUACCUUUGGCUAUUUGGUUUUAAACUAUGGACAAAUUCUAUCUUACAGUCCCUCCCUAGGGCAGCCGGUGGCCCCCACCACCCCAGCCUCCUGUGUGCUCAGGGAGGAGGCAGAUCAAUAGCCGUGAGUCUCUGUAGGGUCAGCUCCUUCCCUCACAGGACUCCCCUGGGAUCCACGAGGCCUUCCCAUCAGGACUUACUCUUCUGGUAGUGAAGUAGCCUGAGCUUUUGGGAAUUGAAGCUACAAUGACCUUCCUUUCUAAUAUCCCCUCUCCCCCUCUUCAAAGAGAAAGAUGGAGAAUAACCCCUUGCCCCCUCACCCUGCCCAUGCCUCCCAAGGCCCCCUGUCACCCCUCUGCACAUGCUCAGUACACUCAGCCCACAGCUUUCCUGCUGGCUUGCAUCCAUGGCAACCUGCUUGGCAACCAGGAGUCAGUUAGGCUGAGGCCCUGAGCCCCAACUGUCAGAAGGUGUGGAGGCUGAGGUGGAGGCAUUUGGGGCUGUGGGUGGUUUCUCCGAAGGCCAUGGAAUCCACUGCAGAGCCUGGGAUGCCUUUGCCCAAAUACUGCAGCGUGGCCACAACCCUGGAGGCCCCUGCCUGGACCAGCACUGCUUCUCCCUGGGACCUCUCUUUUACCUGCCCCUUUGCCCUCCGAGUACCGUGGCACAAUCCCCUCACCAGAUGUUCGUGUUAUCACCCGUAUCUCCACAGUGCAGACCCAGCAUGGCAGGGACCUGGCUGGCUGGGAGGAGUUAGAGGUGCUGCUGACACAUGGGUCUUGGCAAGAAGGGAACCAGAUGGCUUUUAUUACUGGGCUCGGAUAAAGGCUGCCCCAGAGCUGGAAAGGCAGGGGGCCCUUCUUGUGGAAUUUGAUGCUCCCCUUGUCACAGGCCCAAAGCUGCCAGCCCAGUGGCAGAGUGUGGUCUUAGGAGAAGAUGUCAUUCAGUUCUCGCCAUUCACGCAAUACUCACUGCAACCUGGAGACAAGGUGCUGGCACCCUGGGAGCCAGACCAGCAGCGGUAUGGUCCUGCCACUGUCUUAGGCUUGGAGGCGAGAGAACCGCAGAGAGCAUCAAAAGAAGAAGAAAUUACUGUUCACUUCUGGAACGGCAAGAUGGCUACAGUGCCUCUAGGUGGGGUCAGGUGGGUAUCCCCAGCUGUCUGGAAGAAGGCUGUGGAAAGGCUGCACAACCCUUUCAUCAGGGAGCACCCCAGUCCUCUCCUCUGGGCCCCUUGCUGCUCUCCGCUGGGGCCGGUCACUGGAUGUGUCACCUAUGGGCUUCCACUGGGCACCCCGUUCCUGUGCCCUCCCUGCCACCCCAACGUCUGCUGCCAGCUGCUGUGCCAGGGCGGUCUCUGCUGCUGCCCGUUGGCUGGAUCCACCUGGUGGCCUCUCACCAGAAGCUCCGGGGCCACAGCCAGAAGGUACCCAGAGGUGGAGCUGAAGCCCGUGGCACAGCUUUUGCCCCUAGAGGGGCCUAAAGAGGAGGAAGCCACAGUGCAAGCUCCCAUGGCUGUUUGUCCCUCCUCCUCCACUUCUCAAGAGGAGGAUUUGGAGAAGGAUCUGGAGAUGGGCUUCCCUCAGCGGCUGGUGGUGGACAGCACAGCCAACACGGACCCCAUGCUUCCUGGGACGUCUCUGAGGAGGCAGGGAGACCUCUGCCAGCCUGAGUGGAGGUAUUGGAGGAGCAACGGGCCUGAGCCGCGUCCUGGGAAGUCAGGAACUAGAGGCUGCAAUAUCCGGAAAGAAGAUACAGGCAACAAACGACAGAGACAACACACUGUCGUAGUGGGGAGCACCAAGGAGCUGGUGCUGGAAGCAGCCAACAGGAAGCCACUACAGAUCCUGCCAGAGGAAGCUGAACACGGGAAACUGAGUUGGUGUGCUACAGCAUGUCAGAGGGACUCGAAUUCCUCUUAGACUAACAGCCUAAGGAUCUAGGAAGCUGAAGAGUAGUGGUGGUAAAUACCUGAGGAGGAGUGACAAAGUGGCUGCCAGAGCCUUCUUCAGUGGAAGGAGGUGGAGUGUGGGCCACAGAUGAUAGUCAAAUAAGCAGCAGCAUCUUCACCCCGUUAAGACUUCCCUGCAGAUAGGCAGCAGGAAGGCACCUGCCGGACGGGUCACAGGCGUGCAGUGGCCCUGGCCAGGGCUCCUGCCAGGGGUCUGGUGAGAUCAGCUUGAGGAUGCCUUUUCCACAGAAGCUACAGGUUGUGGUCAGCCUGCUUUGGGCUAAUGUGACCACAGCCUCUCUGCCAUCUUUUCAUAAAGCCUACAGUUGUACAUGAAUGACAUUUUAUUGCUUUUAAUACCAAUAAAAAGAAAUUCUCUUUAUUUCCAAAUUGUUCCUUUUAUUAUCAUAAUUAACCUUUACUUGGAAAACCAGCAUUAAAAACUAUUCAGACAGCAUCAUUAUUUCAGGCAAAAGAGGGUGAGAGGACUUUCAUACUUUCAA